Molecule: messenger RNA, 972 nt
Organism: Aspergillus steynii IBT 23096
Lineage: Eukaryota; Fungi; Ascomycota; Eurotiomycetes; Eurotiales; Aspergillaceae
Product: SGNH/GDSL hydrolase family protein
Exons: 3
Coding region: 1-972 (323 amino acids)
Molecular function (GO): phosphatidylcholine lysophospholipase A1 activity
Source: RefSeq, a predicted model, not a curated record
AUGCGGCGUUGGACUCCCCUGAAAUGCUGUCUUUUGCAGCUGGCGCUGUGGGCGUUGAUUACGCUGUCCACGUGUGCGCCGUCGAAUAUCACCGCCGUGGCUGAUUCCGCUCCGGAUACUGGUGAUUCUGGUGAUGCUGGUGCUGGUGCUGAUGUCGAUGGCCUGCAGAGUCGUGAUGUCAAACCUUUUAUCCUCCGUAUUAUGCCUCUCGGAGCUUCCAUCACGGUAGGAUACAAGUCCAGCGACGGCAAUGGCUAUCGCAAAUGGCUGCGACAGCAGCUGCGCUAUUCCGGAUGGCAGGUCGAUAUGGUCGGCAGCUUGUCCAACGGGUCGAUGCAUGAUAAUAACAACGAAGGCCACUACGGCUACGAAAUCAACCAUGUCGCCAAAGAAGCCGAAAAGACCAUCCCGCAACAACCAAACCUCAUCCUCAUCAACGCCGGAACCAACGACGGCAUCUUGAAAUACCAAACCGCCUCUGCCGGGAAACGCAUGGAUAAACUCAUCACCCGCUUGUUCGACGCCAUCCCAGGAACCACCAUCAUCCUAUCCACUCUCCUGCCCAACACGAGGCAGUCCAAACGCAUCGAGCAGAUCAACACGCAAUUCCGGAAGAUCGUCGCCACCCGCCGCGCAAAUGACGAGCGGAUCGUCCUGGCUGAAAUGAGCGAUUUCAUUCGCAAGGAUGAGCUGGUGGACGGUACGCACCCGACAGACUACGGGUACAAGAAGAUGGCCUCGGUCUGGUGGGCCGCCAUCCAAGAGGCCGAGGCGGACGAGUUAUUGCAGCAGCCGAAGGCUACGGCGAGAGGGCAUAAUAAGGCUCUGGAGAAGGAGGUGGAUGAUGGCGGCGGCGAUCCGCAUUUGCCGGAGUACGAUGCCCCCGAUCAGCCUGGGUCUGAGGCAGUCGUGGUGCAGCCGGCUCUGCUGAAGAUCGGAGUGCAGGUGGUUUUGGGUAUGUUUCCUGUUUGA